CUCCCACCGUCGCCGCCUCCGCCAUGCCUUCCCACCUGACCCGCGUCGUGUUCCGCAGCAUCAUUGCCAAUGAGCCGCUUCUGUACCGAGGAUGUCGGCAGCGAGCUGUGCGCCCCUUCGCCGUAACCCAGCAUGGCGCCAGAGCGCUGCCCCAGCCGCAGCGGAGGACCUUUUUCGGCGGCCUGUUCAAGUCGAGGCGCAAGAUCAAGAAGAUGGAUAUCCCCUCCGGACUCGAGACGAUGAGCGCUCUCGCAUAUGCACAGCGGACGUCCGUGAGACCGCCAACAGACAAGGAGCUCGCCGACGCGUUGAGGAGCUUCUUCGUCACCAAAAAGGGUCCGUUGGAGGACUGGCACAUUGAGCUGGCGCUCAACACCUUCAAGUAUCUGCUGGAGCAUCCCCAAGAGGGCGGCGCGCAGUGGUUCACGCGGCAGGAGCUUCUUGCGCUGGUCGACGAGCUCGUCGAUUACCGACGAUGCCCAGAGACAGGAGGGACGCCACACGUCCAGUUCGGCACAGCUCUGAUAGAUCAUAUCACGGACAUGGAGCAUACAGAAGACACAGAGGCGGCACCCGUGGCUGCGCAGCUGUCGAAGGAGGAGGAAUUGCACUUCGUCAUCAGGCCAAAGCUUGUAGAGUUGCUGUGCCUGUAUGGCGCUUCGUCCAAAGCGAGAGACAUUGCCGCAACACACUACAACAAGUACUCUGAGGAGACGGAAGCGAAGAAGAAAAAAGUCACCCGCGAUGUCUGGAAUCGCGUGCUCGCUGGAGCCGCGCGCGAAAACGACGCCGCCGAAAUGGCAGAGACGACGGAACUGUUCACCAAGAGCUCGGUGCCUCUCACGGACUUUACACAGCGGCUUGUUGUGUCCAGUCUGUCUGCUCGGCGAGAGCUGGACGCGGCUAAGUUUUGGUACUCGCAGCCUGUUGUUGUGCAUAGAGACACAAAAGAAAAGACUUCCAGCGUCAACAGGGAUACUUACACUGCUCUUCUGAAAGCGUGUGCGCUUUGCGGCGACUUGACGUUCGGCCAUGAAAUCAUUGCUGGUUUGACCAAGAAAAAGGUCCCGGACAAGAAGGGAUGGGAUGCCAUCUUCCUGUGGUCAGCAGCUCUGGGGAAAGGUGUGGACGAAGUCGAUAGGAUGAUGAACGUAAUGAUACGCCGCACCGAGGAGGUACAGGCCCCGAUCUACCCGGACAUCGAUACCAUCAACCUCUUGGUCGACUUCGCCAUGUCGAAGCAGGAUCCAUACUCCGCUGAGCGCUACAUCUCCAUGGGCGAAAAACGAGGCAUCUUGCCGGACGAGCAGACCUACACCAUGCAGAUGCAGUAUCGCUUGUCAGUUAAGGACAUUGACGGCGCGAGAGCAGCAUACUACAAUCUGCAAGGCGACUUCAAGGGCUCAGAGGCCAGCGUUGCAGCUGUAAAUCAGCUCAUUCAGGUCUUGUGCGAGUCAAAACAACACCACUACGAUGACAUCAUGGCAAUCGUGGACGACUUGCAUGAGCGAAAAGCCCGUCUUGCCCCGGAAACCGUUGCAAAGCUCUGUUUACUGCACCUUCGCCGAGUCGAGAUACACGAUGCCAUGGACCUACUUCAAGUACAUGCUUACCAAUACUCGCCCGAUCAAAGAACUGUCAUCGCCGACAGCCUGCGCGACUUCAUCCUGGACAGGGAAAACAGCACAGCGGAUGCUUGGGAUGCCUACCAGAUCCUGCGGAACACUUUCCAGGAGACGCCCCGCGAGGACCGCAUUCGGCUGAUGAACGAGUUCUUUUCGCGCAAUCGUUCAGACAUGGCGUGUCACGUCUUCUUCCACAUGCGCAACCACACUGCAGAGUCUCACCAGGCCAACCGUGACGUCUACAUUGCUGCAUUUACCGGCUUUGCUCGAUGCGCCGACGCCGAGUCGCUGGAGCUGGUCAAUAACCAACUCAAGCUCGAGUUCAAGGUCGAGAGGAACACAAAACUACGCAACGCGCUGAUGCUAGCACACGCCUCGUGCGGCACCAACAAGAAAGCACUCGAGCUCUGGAGAGAAAUCUGCGAGUCCAAGGAGGGCCCUUCGUACAACAGCAUCGCCAUCGCGUUCCGUUCCUGCGAGGGCAUGCCAUGGGGCGACCAGCACGCCAAGUCGAUCUGGGCACGCCUGAGAGAGCAAGACAUCGAGAUCGACAAGAAAAUCUUCACCGCCUACCUGUCGGCUAUCGCGCGUAACGCCCUACACGACGAGGCGGUGGCGCUCGUGGAGACCGUCGAGGACGAGUUCGGCCACAAGCCGGAUUUCUACAUUCUUAGUAACUGGUAUAACACCACGACGAAUAGCGUGAGGCAGAAACUCGUCGAGGCGUGGAUCAGGGAGCGGUACCCCAAGGUGUGGGAACAGAUGGAGGCCCUGGGUCACUGGGUUACGAUGGAUGGGUUCGGGUACAAGCAGUACAACAUUGACCGCCAUCUCGAACCGUAGGAUACUUGUAUGAUCACAUGUUGUAAGAAGUAAAAGAAGAAGGCCGAACAGACGCAUAGCUGUUGUCAUUUUCUCGACGGCACAUUGUUUCUCUUUCAGCGUGGCAUUGUUCGCUGCCGCCUUUCGCCCUCCUUUACUGCGACACGAGCUAGCGCAGAGGCUUCCUUAUUUUCUCAUUUCGACAUCGUCACUUCGCUCCUCAGCUUCACACACGAUCCUGCACCCACUUGCUCCCCGUUUGCAGCUUGCAGAAAUACCCAUUCCACUGCGAGUCUCCUCUCUUUCUC
Messenger RNA from Didymella exigua CBS 183.55, 2755 nucleotides. RefSeq lists its product as uncharacterized. NCBI's taxonomy places the organism in Eukaryota, Fungi, Ascomycota, Dothideomycetes, Pleosporales, Didymellaceae. The record is from RefSeq and is a predicted model, not a curated record. The transcript has 2 exons. Gene Ontology annotation, molecular function: protein binding. The coding region runs from base 24 to 2468 and encodes 814 amino acids.